CACCGAAGAUUUCUUGGAUUGUCUGUUUACGCAGUCAGUGGCCAGCCAAUGUUUAGCGACUAUUUAUUUUUUAUAUUUAGAAGUCGUAUUAAGCAUAGCGUACGAAUGACUUGUAUAAAUCAGUGAACUCUUGAUUGUGAGUAUAAUGAAAACAGCUGCAUAGGUGUUGGAUACAUCCGUGAUCUUUUCAAUGAGUUCUCACAUCGUCACUCCAGGUCCAUACAGGGCCACUAAACUGUGGAAUGAAAUUACUAAGCUAUUCCGGGCAGGGAUGCCCUUAAAAAAGCACCGGCAGCACUUCAGGGUUUACACAAACUGUUUUACCGCAUCAGCAGCUGUGGAUUGGUUACACGAACUCCUGAAGAACAACAGCAACUUUGGACCCGAGGUCACAAGACAGCAGACUGUCCAGCUGCUGAAAAAGUUCUUGAAGAAUCAUGUUAUUGAGGAUGUAAAAGGUAGAUGGGGCAUGGAAGACGUGGAAGACAACAGCCAUCUAUACAGGUUUCCAUCAACAUCUCCACUGAAGCCCAUUCCUAAUUGCGCCCCUGUUUUGAGGAAGAAGAGCAUAUCUAUGAUGGACAAGGAAGGCUUCUUCAAGUUCAGGGGCUCUAAAAAAUUCAACAAAGAAAUUUUGGAAAAUGUGGAUCCAGAAAUACAAGAGUCUCCAACAGAUUCUGCCUUGGGUGAGCCCGAGCACUGCAGAGAGCUCACAGAGGAGGACAUUCAAGUGAUCUGGAAGAAUGUGACACUUACACAUUUGCAGAAGCUGUUGGGAACAGGGUCUCUUGAUGAUGUUUUGGAUCCAGCCCAAGUAAAUCCUCAGUUUAUUGUAUAUAAUAUGACCAAAGUCAAUAAACAUGGAGUUGUUUCAUUGGAGGACAAGACAGAGGACUUGCCACACUGGGUUUUGUCUGCCAUGAAGUGUCUAGCAAAUUGGCCAAAGUACGAUUCAAACCAGCCAUCUUACCCAGGCUUUGAACGGGACGUGUUUAAAACAGUGUCCGACUAUUUCUACAGUCUUUCUCAGCCACUUCUUACAUAUCAGUACUAUGAACUGUUUGUCAACAUCCUGGUUAUUUGUGGCUACAUCACGACUCCUAAAACUCAAUGUGGAAAACGCAAAAACCAGGAGGAACCAAACUACCCACAGCCAGCCAAAGCCCCACAUCUGAACGCUGUUAACCUGUUCAAAUCAACCGAAUGCCUGCUGAUGAGCUUAAUAAGAAAGGAGGCCUUUGAUGAAACCGAAUCACCCAUGAAGGAAGUUUUCAGCUCUAAAGAACAGUCUAAAUUAGAAACUCUUGGAGCACAGCAGCCUGUUUGUAGAAGCAGAAGGGCUAGUGCUGGAGAUGGACUAGAAGGUAGUUAUCUGGAAGCCCCAGUUGAUAGGCAUCGGCCCAGAAGUUGCUCUCUGGAGAGAAUCAUAGAUAAAUCAGUGGAUUCUUGUUCAAAUUGCAAACUUUUCCAAUCAUCUGAAAGUCUACGGUCCUGCGGCAGCGAUAAAUCAACAUCCCAGACAGAUUUUGUAGUAGACACAAACCUCCAGGUUUCCUCAAUGUUCAUAAACUCCUGUCCAGGUGUGUCUGAUCCAAAGUUCCAAAAUGUUAAAACUUCUAACAACAACAACACAUGCCUCCAACUCCCUUCAGAUCUUCACCGAACCAACCAGAGACCCAGCAGGGCCCGGCCCAGAAGCAUUGGUAACUUAUUUGACAUAGAGGAGAACAGAGAAAUGUCUGCUAGCAGCUAUAGCAUUCACGCUCCUGUGGCUGAAAUUACCAUGAGACCAGACUGUUCCUCCAGCAUUGACCUUAGAGCUCCUGGUUUGGUCAGGUUGCAUGGAAGCUGCAUGGAUGUUAGGGCUGGUCCGAGCAUUAGCAGACGCUGUCAAAGCUCCAUGGACCUGAGCAAACCUGCACCCGCUCGGCCCUCUUUGGCCCCAUUAGCACGCCGCCUGAGUCCUGAGCAAAGUCUGUUGCAGCCAUCAUUGGAGCGGGUGGCCAUUGAGGCCCUGCAGCUCUGCACAUUACUCCUGCCGCCCGCCAGUCGACGCAAACUGCAGUUACUCCUCCGAAUGAUCUCACGGAUGAGCCAAAACGUGGACAUGCCACGACUGCAUGACAUCAUCGGAACUCGUACUAUGUUGGUUCAGACAUUCUCUAGGUGUGUCUUGAGUUGUGAGUUGGUGGAUGAUCUGGAUGAGCUCUUGGCUACAAGGCUUCUUUCAUUUCUCAUGGAUCAUCAUCAGGAUGUCCUGCAGGUUCCGGUGUACCUGCACAAUGCUGUGGAAGAUCACAUCAGCUAUCUCAAAUCACUGACCACAUUCCCAGGCCCUGGUGUUGCAAUGCCGACAUACUCAUUCUGCAGGCAGAUCAGCACUCAGGAGUUUGAAGAGCACAAACUCUCUGUGUCUCAGGCUGCUCUCUCUGAACUUCUAGAGAAUCUCAUCAAGGACAAGAACAUGUCUGUGAAAGAGAAGAAAAAGAAGCUCAAACUGUUUCAGAAGGAAUAUCCUGAUAUCUACUUGAGACGUUUUCCCACAACGGAGAGUGAAGCUCAGCUUUUUGCAGAUAAACCAAAGAUAAAACCGCCAAUGCUGUUAGGUAUCAAGAGACCCAAAGCAUUCAGUAUUCGAAACUGAGUAACUCUUUUACGUAGUUUUUUGGGGGUGACGUUUUUGAGUUUAAAGACCCUUUUAGUUUAUCUAUUGAAGUGAAAGAAUGGCAGUAAACUCUUAAACACUGGGGAUCACCUCAGUGUAAUCUGAUCUGUAAAUUCAGAUGAAGUGUUCAAUACAAAUGUCUGUGAGUUUUAAUGUUAUUUAUUUAAGGUAUGAUUUAUUGUAAGUUAUUGGGAGCUCUCAGUCAUUCAUAGUGUCAUAAUGAGUAAAAAGCACAGGCCCAUGGAAAAUGCAGAUUAGUUUGACAUGCUGCUUACAUGGAGUCCCUUUUUAAACAAUUUUUUUAAACAAUUGUUAUGUUUGUUUUCCAUAUUAUUCUCAUUUUGCUGUUUUUAUCUUUGUGUGCGCACGCGAGCACGUGUGUGUGUGUGUGUGUGUGUGUGUCUCUCUUCGGUGUUCAGAUGCACUAAAAGCGUUUACUCAAACUUGGAAUUCUAAAGACAUAAAUUGAUACAUAAUUGGUUUCUGUGUGACUUGGGAGUUUUAGCCUGUGGGCUAUUUUGCACUAUUUUUUUUUCCAACUGAAAUAUGCAAAGUUUAUUGUUGUCUUUUCUUAACGUGUAUAUAUUUUCUGUCUAGUUAGUAAAAUAUCUUUUGAUUUACUUGCUUAUUGAAAUAAUUUGUUAGCGAUGUUCCUCUUUUAUUGGUGUGGAUGGAUCAUCUUGCACUAUGCCAGUACUAAUUCAGUAUCUUGUGUAAUAAGAGUGAAAGUCUUUGUUUGAUUUAGAUUGAUUUACCCAUACCAUCAUAAAUGGUUAUAUAUUAUAUUCAGUUAACAGGCAUAAGUGAGCCCAAUCUAUUACAUUUUAUGUUGUUUUAUAACUUUAAUUGAUCAACCCAAAAACUUGUACUGUUCCUGUUCUA
Molecule: messenger RNA, 3547 nt
Organism: Xyrauchen texanus (razorback sucker)
Lineage: Eukaryota; Metazoa; Chordata; Actinopteri; Cypriniformes; Catostomidae
Gene: depdc1
Product: DEP domain containing 1a
Exons: 12
Coding region: 191-2644 (817 amino acids)
Biological process (GO): intracellular signal transduction
Source: RefSeq, a predicted model, not a curated record